This is a messenger RNA of Oppia nitens, 995 nucleotides long. RefSeq names its product U21-ctenitoxin-Pn1a-like. The transcript has 5 exons. Gene Ontology annotation, biological process: proteolysis. The coding region runs from base 48 to 995 and encodes 315 amino acids. NCBI's taxonomy places the organism in Eukaryota, Metazoa, Arthropoda, Arachnida, Sarcoptiformes, Oppiidae. Gene Ontology annotation, molecular function: serine-type endopeptidase activity. The record is from RefSeq and is a predicted model, not a curated record.
AAAAGUAAAAGUUGUUAUCAAAUCAUUGAAAACACAAAAUACAUGAAAUGUUAACAUUAUUAUUGUUGUCAUCAGUAUUGGUGUCGUUCAGUGUUUGCAUUCACUCACAGAUCAAACACUAUCCGAACGUAACGCUCGACACGUGUGGUAUCGGACGGCAGUCACUGUUGACUACAACUGGAAACUGUUUAAAGUGGUCAUCAAAUGAGUCAAUGGAUAUACAAAACGGACGACCGGCCAAACCGGGAGAACUGCCGUGGAUUGUCUACAUUGAAGUUCAUAUUAAACUAUCGAUUUCGACACUUUGGCUCAAAAAACUAAGUUUUAGGGGAACCGGUACUAUACUUAACAAAAGAUGGAUUAUUACUUGCGCUCAUCUAUUAGAUAAUGAUGAAAUAGAAAGCAUUGCUGUUUAUCCGGCAAUACUAGAUAAGCGACAUAAGGGUAGGCCGUAUAAAGUGGCCACACAUUUGUUGUAUCCUUCAUAUGGACAGUCAUCAUAUGAUUACGAUAUUGGACUCAUCAAACUGGAUGAGGAUCUACCCAUUCAAACACCAGAUACUCCACAAUCAUGGCUUCCAAUGAACGGAAUCUGUUUGCCUGAUAUCGGAGUUGUCAACAAUGACAAAGAGUUGGCACUGUUAUCUGGUUUUGGAUAUUUAGAUGACGACAUACCCAAUGAUGACUUUGUACGGAUCGGUUGGACACAAAUAAUGCCAUUAAUGUAUAACAGCACUGAUAGAGAAGGGCUUUUCAUAAUUGCCUAUCGAUUCCCUAUGGAUACCGGUGCCGCUACUUGUAAAGGUGAUUCUGGAGGACCAUUGAUUCAAUUUGUUUCGGGUAGGGCUGUCCUCAUCGGCAUAAAUAUUUUGGUUCAGUUGAAUAAAACACUGAAAUACCCCACAUGUUUGGCCAAACAGUCUGAUUAUUGGAUGACUUUUAUUAGAGUAUCAAAUAUUAUCGAUUGGAUUAGUACUACAGCUAUAGAUAAUUGA